AGCACCUGAAGGCAACUGUGCUAUUAGUUUAUGUAGCAAUAGCGUUCCAAAAUGACGGAUCCGACAACGUCUCCAGAAGAUCACUGGAAAACAGAUGGGGCUUUCAGCGACAAUGGCUUUGACACCAAUUUCUUUGCUGAGACUGUCAGAAAAGGUAGCAUUGUGUCCAGAGCAAACAGUAUCGGCUCCACAAGUGCCUCUUCAGUACCAAAUACAGAUGACGAAGACAGCGACUACAGGCACGAGCCAUCGUAUAAGGACUCGUACAAAGAUCGACGGAGACAAGCACACACACAAGCUGAGCAGAAACGCAGAGACGCAAUCAAGAAAGGCUAUGACGACCUGCAAGUAAUCGUUCCAACCUGCCAACAGCAGUCUGAGUUUUCUGUUGGAGCACAGAAAAUGAGCAAGGCUACUAUUCUUCAAAAAACGAUCGAUUACAUCCAUUUUCUUCAUAAAGAAAAGAAGAAGCAAGAAGAGGAAGUUUCUCUGCUAAGAAAAGAAGUGAUGGCACUGAAGAUCAUGAAAACGAACUAUGAGCACAUAGUUAAAGCCCACCAGAACAAUCCGCAGCAGGGAGAGGAUCAGGUUUCUGACCAGGUCAAGUUCAACAUCUUUCAGAACAUCAUGGACUCGCUGUUUGUGUCCUUCAGUAAUUCUGUCUCCAUGAGCAGCUUCCAAGAACUGUCUGCGUGUGUUUUUAGCUGGAUCGAGGAGCACUGCAAGCCGCAGACGCUGCGGGAAUUUGUUGUUGGCGUGCUCCGGCAGCUCAAUGGUCAGCUGUAUUAGUAAAGGGAAAACCUCUGGCUAGCUUCCAGAAAUGGACCUUUAACCUGCUCCUGACUCCCAGGAGUUGAAUUUAAAUAGCAAUCACCUUCAGCCCAUGCAACAGUGUUUACCCUCAGGUCGACUCAUCAGAUUCCCUGAAUUACCUCCACAAACACUACGAGGAUGAAAUGCUGCCUUGGAUUAAGACAGGAAAUACUGCAGAAGAGCCACCUUUGAACCUCUUUACUGUUGGGGAAAUGAUGUCUCUGUUAUAUUUUAACUCAUCUAUGACAUGCUGACGCAAGAUUUUAAGCUAAAUGUAGCACGCAGAUAGCAUCUAGUUUUAAUUGCUUCAUAUAGUAACUGUUCUCUUUAUCAUUUUGAAGAAUUACAAGUUCCUUAAAAGAAACUGAUAAUAUGGUAAAAAGUUUCCAAUAAAAUAAUAUAUAAAACAAGGUGUUUGAAAUGAAGCAGCAGAAAAGCAGUUGCUUCUCCAAGUUUGCCUCCAAUUUCUGUUAAUUUAUGGAUCUAAAUUUAAAAGAUCUUUGAUUAAAAAUCUUUUCAUAGAAUUAAUAUAUUAUAGUGUUUGUCUGCUGUGUCUUUUGAUCAAUACAGUAACGUGACGGAGAUUUCAUAGCUCUUCGCCGUUAUUACCAAUAACCGUGUAGCUUUACUCUGAACAGGAGAGCUUUUCUUGCUUCAGUGCACAAACAUCAACCCACUCCUGACCUUUUUUUUUAUCAUUAUGAAUGUUUCCAGUUCUAACUGCAGAUUACAAGCACUUCUAUGUGUUUUCAGGAGCAUACCAUAUGGUGCCUCAAUUUCUAGCCUCGAUGUUUGCUUUAAAUGUUUUUACUGUGAAUGAAGUGCUCUGUAAUAGAGACUUAAGUAGAAAAAGAAGUGUUGUAAAUGUUAAUUUGCUGUUCUUUUGCUCAGUGAAGUGAGUUUAAAUUGUCUCUUUUCAGGAAAGUGUUGGCUUUGACGAGCCUUUUUUUUUUAUACAACAUUAAAAUAAGUUGUUAUAAUGCAAAUAUGGGAAAUGUUUCCAUAAGUUAUAUUGUUCAGUAUAUGUUUACUGGCACUACAGCUUUCAUUUGCUAUAAAUCGGAUCACCUUGAAUGCUUCAUCCCUGCUGUAACACUUCUGUGCUUAUGAAAACAUGAUUUAUAAAAGAAUUGAAUCGU
Cyprinodon variegatus (sheepshead minnow) is the source of this 1952-nucleotide messenger RNA. RefSeq names its product MLX, MAX dimerization protein (gene mlx). The record is from RefSeq and is a predicted model, not a curated record. Lineage: Eukaryota; Metazoa; Chordata; Actinopteri; Cyprinodontiformes; Cyprinodontidae. Gene Ontology annotation, biological process: regulation of transcription by RNA polymerase II. Gene Ontology annotation, molecular function: DNA-binding transcription factor activity, RNA polymerase II-specific; RNA polymerase II cis-regulatory region sequence-specific DNA binding; protein dimerization activity. Bases 52 to 789 code for a protein of 245 amino acids. The transcript has 8 exons. Gene Ontology annotation, cellular component: nucleus.